Beta vulgaris subsp. vulgaris (sugar beet) is the source of this 2536-nucleotide messenger RNA. Its product is annotated as glycine-rich domain-containing protein 1. Lineage: Eukaryota; Viridiplantae; Streptophyta; Magnoliopsida; Caryophyllales; Amaranthaceae. The coding region runs from base 110 to 2437 and encodes 775 amino acids. The transcript has 8 exons. The record is from RefSeq and is a predicted model, not a curated record.
UUUUCCCACAUCAAACCAUCACCCACUCCUCUUCAGUGUUGUUUCCAUUUAACAAUUAUCCCAUUCUCUCUCCUCCAUAACUUGUUCUAUCAUAUUCAUAGCAAUAAUAAUGUCCGACAUCAAUGGUGGUAGCAACUCAGAAUACCCUUCUACCAGAAGUAUUAGCAGCCAACUUUCUGAAGAAGAACCUUUUUUAUUCACCUUGGAUCUCGUUUCCGCUGCCAAACGCAACCUUAAGUUCCUCCGUUACGUGGAUGAUUCUCAUUGGCUCCACCAUCCUCCUACUCUCAUUGAAGCCAUUCGCAGAUAUGAGGAACUCUGGAUGCCAUUGAUUUCUGAUCUAACAGUUGGGCAGAACCAACGGCCACCGAUGAUUCUCCCUCCAUUUGAUAUUGAAUGGGUUUGGUACUGCCACACUCUUAACCCGGUUCACUACCGAGAGUACUGCAAAACGAGGUUCUCAAAGGUGAUAGGGAAGGCAACAAUUUUCGACGAGGAGAAUGAGGAUUAUGCUGUAGAUAUGUGCAGGAAAAUAUGGAAGAAAAGGUACCCAAAUGAAGCAUUUGAGAAUGAAGUGGAGUCUGAAAUGUUAUUAAGAGAAGAGGAAAAAAGUGGCAAUGAGGAAAUAUUGAUGGGUGAGAUAGGUAAACAAAGGGGUUUAUAUGAGAGGUUUCUUAAAGAGCCUUACAUGGGAGAAAUAGUGUACUUAAUUGCAGCAAAGAGGAGAUACAAGAAAUUUUUACAUCUGAUGGUAAUCCAACAAGAUGAUGGGGAUGUUGAUGGUGAUGCUUCUUCAAGUGUCUUGGUCCCUGCUGUUGAUAUCUUGCUCAUGUGGCUCACUCACCAGAGCUACCCAACGGUAUAUGCAGCUGACACCAAGCACGUGGAAGAUGAGCUGCUACUGAAGGUGGUAGGCCCGUGGGAUCCUUCAGUGAAAGAAGAAGACAUAGAGGAAACAAAGUUGCUUUGGGAGGCCACUUUUGAUCAGCCAUAUGAGAAAGCUGGGGGAAGUAUAGCCGUUGAUUUGCUAGGCGGUUUUGCUGUCCAAAGCUUGGUUUACUGGCUGGUUUCAGACUCUGAUGUUAAUAUAAAUUACAAGUCAUUGCGCCCAAGAUUCUUACUAGAGUUAUGUGUAUUUGUGAGGCUGAGGUCACAUAUGGAUGCAACACAAGCAGAAAAGACACGCGAGUUCUUGCGCCUACGAAUGUUUAGAUGUCACAAGGAGCACAAGUUUGACAAGCCCGUUUCAAGGUUCGCUCCAGAUUCAUGGCAAAAGGCUUGGCAUUUCUAUUCCGAGUUUGGAACCAAGGGAGUCAGGAUUGAGCUUCGCCAUUCAGGAAAUCUCUGUUUCUCGGGCACUGGUUUGCUGGAUACUGUCUCUUUUAUGUGGAAUGACUUGCUCCGUGCACCAUCUCUGGCAUUUGGAAGUGAAGUUGAUCAGAAAAUUAGGGUCUUCACCUCAAUUACUCCACCCGUUCAAGCACCAUACCUGUUGAAAUGUGUUCCUGAUCGCGUCAGUGAUGAUUCUGGUGCUAUGAUCUCUGAUGUAAUGCUUAAGCUAAAUCAGUAUCGGCCCCAGGAAGGAAGAUGGUUAUCUCGAACUGUCCUCGAUCAUGCAGGACGUGAAUGCUUUGUGGUUCGUGUAAGAGUAGGUGGGGGAUUUUGGAGGAGAGGGGGUGAGGCCCCAGAGACAGUGAACUGGGAAGAUCGGAUUAUUGAGAUACGCGAAGGUCCAUGGUCUUAUGUGGCAGGUUCUACAAUUGGCAAAGCCCCUGAUAAAGUGGUGGGAACAGCAAAGCCUAAAGAGGAACCAAAUGAGAAAACUUCAUGGUGCUUUUCAACUGGGGAUGAACUGACAGUGCAGUGGGAAUCAACAACUUCCAUGGAAACUCUUAGCCUUACGCUUAAUACCCACCAUAUUGACUCUUCAGUCAAGUUGUUGAAGGGUCGGAAAAUGCAGUAUGAGGUGAGUAAAGAAGAGAAAAAACUAGGUAAAACAGAAGAUGAAAUAGAAGAAGGGUUUGUGACAGUUGUUAGGUUUUCUGAUGAGAACCCGAAUGGAAAAGCUACCGCGCUUAUCAACUGGAAGCUUCUGGCAGUGGAAUUUUCGCCAGAAGAAGAUGCUGUUUUCGUGCUGUUAUUGUGCCUUGCAAUACUGAGGAGUGUUUCUGAGAUGAGAAAAGAAGAUGUGGGAGGAUUGUUAGUAAGGCGAAGACUGAAAGAGGCCAAGUAUGGAGAGAGGGAUUGGGGUUCUAUUAUACUUCAUCCUUCUUCAUGCAAUGCAUCUUCGGUUUCUUCCCCUCACAUUCUGCCUUGGUAUUGGAAUGCUAAGGUUGUUUUAGGACACGAUCCUAGCGCCGAGCAUACUUUAAAUCAACCAAGUUUUUCUUUGGCUGAAGGUGGUGAAAAAUUGUAUAAGAGGGGUAUUAUUUCAUGAAAAAUUGUUACUUGUUUUCAGUUUUGGUGCUGAGAAAUAACGUGGAUCAAAAAGGGGAAAUGAGGAGUUUGCAUAUUGAUCCAUACGAGUGAGGCUGUA